GGAAACUGGUGGGCUAUCAGUAAUUUUGGUGAAAUUACAGGAACUAUAGCUAUAGAAAUGGAUAAAGGAGCUUACAUCCAUGCCCUCGACAACGGCUUGUUUACACUUGGAGCACCACAUAAAGAUGAUGAAGGCCCUAGCCCUCCUGAACAGUUUACAGCAGUAAAGUUGUCUGAUACAAGGAUUGCUCUGAAGUCUGGUUAUGGCAAAUACCUUGGUAUAAAUUCAGAUGGACUUGUUGUUGGACGUUCAGAUGCAAUAGGAUCAAGAGAGCAAUGGGAACCUGUCUUCCAAGAUAAGAAAAUGGCAUUACUAGCAGCAAAUAGCCGUUUUAUUAGAUGUAAUGAAGAGGGAGACAUAGAAGCCAAAAGCAAAACUGCAGGGGAAGAAGAAAUGAUAAAGAUUCGUACUUGUGCUGAAAGAGAAGCGAAGAAGAAAGAUGAUGUUCCACAAGAAGACAAAGGAGAUGUUAAACAGUGUGAAAUCAAUUAUGUAAAGAAAUUCCAAAGUUUUCAAGACAAAAAGCUUAAAAUAAGCAAAGAAGAUACAAAAGCCCUUAGAAAAGCCAGGAAAGAAGGCACUUUCCAUGAAAUGCUGCUUGACAGGAGAGCAAAAGUGAAAGCAGAUAGAUACUGCAAGUGACAACCAGCUGGUCCAUUUUCUUCUGCCAUCUUCGAUGAUAGGAUCAAAUUGAAAACAAGAGUAAAAUGUUUUAUUAUUUUUUAUUGAAGG
This is a messenger RNA of Phaethon lepturus (White-tailed tropicbird), 732 nucleotides long. It is a transcript of the gene FRG1, whose product is annotated as FSHD region gene 1. Gene Ontology annotation, molecular function: actin filament binding. NCBI's taxonomy places the organism in Eukaryota, Metazoa, Chordata, Aves, Phaethontiformes, Phaethontidae. The transcript is spliced from 7 exons. The coding region runs from base 58 to 642 and encodes 194 amino acids. The record is from RefSeq and is a predicted model, not a curated record. Gene Ontology annotation, cellular component: nucleolus; striated muscle dense body; catalytic step 2 spliceosome.